Messenger RNA from Lodderomyces pseudojiufengensis, 1044 nucleotides. It is a transcript of the gene ERG27, whose product is annotated as 3-keto-steroid reductase. Gene Ontology annotation, biological process: ergosterol biosynthetic process. Gene Ontology annotation, cellular component: lipid droplet; mitochondrial outer membrane; endoplasmic reticulum membrane. NCBI's taxonomy places the organism in Eukaryota, Fungi, Ascomycota, Pichiomycetes, Serinales, Debaryomycetaceae. The record is from RefSeq and is a predicted model, not a curated record. Gene Ontology annotation, molecular function: 3-beta-hydroxysteroid 3-dehydrogenase (NADP+) activity. The transcript has a single exon. Bases 1 to 1044 code for a protein of 347 amino acids.
AUGUCUUUGAUAAAAAAGUCGACAAAAAUAGUCAUAACUGGAACAUCCUCCAACUUAGGUUUCAAUAUAGCAAUCAGAUUAUUAGAGAAAUUACCAAAUGAUAAAGAAAUAACAUUAAUAGUUACAUCAAGAACAUUACCAAAAGUUAAAGAAUCAAUAAAUGAUAUCAAAAAAUUUAUAAUUGAAAAAAUUCCAGAUAAAAUAAAGUUGGUUGAAUUUGAUUAUUUACUUGUUGAUUUUACAGAUAUGGUGUCCAUCCUAUCUGCAUAUUACGAAUUAAAUAAGAGAUACAAGCAUAUUGAUUAUCUAUUUAUAAAUGCAGCACAAGGAGUUUAUGGAGGAAUUGAUUGGAAACAAGCUACAAUAGAAGUAUUAUCAAAUCCAAUUGAAGCAGUCACCAAUCCUACUUAUAAAUUACAACGAACAGGUGUUGAAUCUAAUGAUAAUUUAGGAUUAGUAUUUCAAGCUAAUGUAUUUGGACCUUAUUAUUUUAUUCAUAAAAUUAAACAUUUACUAGCUAAAGGGGGGAAAGUAAUAUGGAUUGGAUCAUUAAUGUCUGAUCCUAAAUAUUUAUCUUUUAAUGAUUUACAAUUACUUAAAUCUCCUGAAAGUUAUGAAGGAUCAAAAAGAUUAGUUGAUUUAUUACAUUUUGGAACUUACAAAUCUUUGGAAAGUGAAUAUGGAAUUUAUCAAUAUUUAGUUCAUCCAGGUAUAUUUAUAAGUUUUUCAUUUUUCCAGUUUUUAAAUAUUUUCACAUACUAUGGAAUGUUAAGUUUCUUUUAUAUAGCAAGGUUAUUGGGGUCACCUUAUCAUAAUAUCUCAGGUUAUAUUGCUGCUAAUGCUCCAAUUCAAGCAGCAUUGGGAAAUGUAAAACAAUCUACAAAAGCUGGUUCUGCAUGUACGAGAUCAGGGAAAGAAUAUUUGAAAUUUGAAGAAGUUGAUACUACAGGUUCAGAAGAUAUAGUUAAAUAUUUUAAUGACUUAGUUGAGGAAUGGGAUUUUAAACUAAAGGAUCAAAUAGUAAAUACUCGUGUACCUAAUUAA